GCAGUAGCAGCCAAAGCCCAAAGAUGAAGUGUGUACUCCUGAUUGUCCUCCUAUCGAUUGCCCUGUGCAUGGCAGCGCCCGCCGACAAUGUGCAGAUCGUCAAGCUGGAAUCGCAGGUCCUGGCCGAUGGCUACAACUAUGCCUAUGAGACGAGCGAUGGCAGCAAGCAGGAGCAGCAGGCCACACUCAAGAAGCUGGGACCCGAAGAGGAUGCCCUUCAGGUGACCGGCUCCUACACUUAUGUGGGAGACGAUGGUCAGACCUACACCGUGACCUAUACCGCCAACGAGAAUGGAUUCCAGCCCCAGGGCGCACACAUUCCCCAUGUCUAAGCUCUGGCCUUUUGGCUUAUUUUUAGUCUGUUUGUUGUAAAUAAAUGUAGAAGGAAGUUUUGUUUCGAUAA
This is a messenger RNA of Drosophila subobscura, 403 nucleotides long. RefSeq names its product endocuticle structural glycoprotein ABD-5 (gene Lcp65Aa). The record is from RefSeq and is a predicted model, not a curated record. The transcript has a single exon. Bases 24 to 332 code for a protein of 102 amino acids. Gene Ontology annotation, cellular component: chitin-based extracellular matrix. Gene Ontology annotation, molecular function: structural constituent of chitin-based larval cuticle. Lineage: Eukaryota; Metazoa; Arthropoda; Insecta; Diptera; Drosophilidae.